UUUAAUAAAAUAUUGGCCAUUUUAUCGGUACACAGCGUCAAAGAAGAUUAUAUUGGAUUUUAAGAUGCCAGUAUAAGUGAUUAUAGAGAGAUUCCGGCUUUCUAUGGGAGCUCGAAAUGGUCGGAAUUUAGCUAAUUGUUAUUAGGAUCACAGAAAGGCGAAGAUGUUGUCGAUCUACAUUUACCAUCAGAGAGCACUUACCAUCAGUACACUUACCAUCGGCACUGCUAGUCGCGUGCGAGCUCCUAUAUCAUCCUGUGCUCCUGUUAACUCUUUUUCAAAACGCUGGCUAAAAUCGAUUGUCUCGGGCUGUUCCAACGAGUAACUGCACGCUUAUUUUCGCUUCUAGAGUACUUUUGACAGUGUUAGGUUAGGGUUAGGUUAGAAUACUGAUAAAGUUAUCAAACAAUUCACACGUCAUUCUUUCUUAAGGUUCUUGGAAGGUAUUUUUUGUAAAAUUUAAAAACCCAAUUGUUAAUAAUUUGUUAAUUAAAUAUUAAAAGUCAGAACAUUUCCUUGUUGAAUACGAUUUUUAGAAAUGUGUGAUUUAAACCAAUGCCAUAAAUUAUAUAACCGAGAUAUAUAAUCACCGGGACUUAUAAGAUCUUCAUAUGUAUAUAUAUAUAAAUAUGUCUGUAUAAAUAUAUUGACUUUUGUAACACUUCACGAGGAUAUGUGUAUAUAUUAUCGCAUUGUGAUAUAAUUAUUUUCGACUCUUUGGGACCAAGAUGCCCGAACGAAUCGAAAUCGGUAUUAUUCCAAACAAUUUGAGACAUGAGGAAACUAUAGUUCAAAUAACGGAAGCUCUGGACAACUUGGGUGAUGCAGUCUCAUAUAUAUUUGAUUGUAUUGAUAGGAGACUUUCAGAAAAUACACAAAGACUAACCAGCAUUAAAGAAAGAGCUAGGAAGCUAGAAGACAGAUUGCACUAUUUACAAACUAAUUUAAAUCUGAAAGCAGUGAAAAUGUACUCGGCUGCAAAAUAUCCAGCUAAUCAUACUUACAAGGAGUAUCAAAUGACUAUACCUCCGCAGUACAAGCAUGCAGCUACUAUACCAAGUGUUUAUAAAUGUUCUGUGCCUAUAACGGAUAUUCCAGAAUCAUAUUUAUCUUCCAAUUGUAAGACGGAAGAUGGUCAAUAUACUGCAAAUAUCAAUCUCCAAGAAAAACUUCAAUUUUAUCAUGUUCGAUCAAAGGCUAGCAAAAAAGAUAACCCUGAAAUUGAUGAUGAACCGUUCCCAUCACAAUUAUCUUCAGUUAGCGCCUUCCUGCUAUUCGAUAGUAUGGAUAGUCCAUAUGAAAAAACGCCUAUGAGAUCAUCCCGUCAAUCUACUGACAAGCAACAAAUUGAGGAUGCUCCAGAUUCGAUUGUACAACCGUGGCUUGCAUCAGAAAUAGACGCGUCUUCUAGCUACUUGUAUACACCAACUCUUGGAGAGGUGCCUCAAAUCAACGUACCGUUAACGCUUCCGGAUCUGCCAGGCAUUGUAGAUGAUGAGAAGUUUGUGCUUGAUCUCAAUUCCCAAAGUCCUAUUGCACCAUCGUCCGCAGUCACAACGCCUACUGUCCGUCUAGAUCUACCAACGCCAAUUAGUGACGGAAAGAACACACGGGAUAGCGCUCCGCACUUGCCAAUUCUGACUGAAAGCAUGUCUGCCAGGACAAACGCAUCGUUGCAAGAACCUGCGCCGCCACCACCUCCACCUCCCACAUUUUUCGCGAGCGCAGAUAAUACCACGAGCAACGAAAAGACUAAUUUCCAGCAAAUUAUGGCAUCUCCGCCACCGCCACCGCCGCCGCCACCACCGCCACCACCGCCGCCGCCAUUAGCCGUGGAAUCAACAGUGCCUACAUCAAACGACAGUUCAGAUAAGAAAGAAAAAACAACAAAACGUCUACCUGCAAAAACGGUAACGGAUGAUCGUUCCAACUUGAUGGCAGCGAUUCGAGACGCCGGCGGCAUAGGUAGAGCAAAAUUGAGGCCUACUGUACCGGAUGAGAAGAAGUGCGAUCGAUGGUCCUCGGCAUCGGUCGGGGGAGAUCUGAUGGCUGACCUACACGCGAAACUUGCUUUGAGACGUAAAGGUAUCGCCGGCUCCACGGUGGGCGCUUUGGAGCGAAUGUCGAGUCUGGUACCACCGCCUCCGAAGCCGAAUGAAGCAUCCGCAUCGGACAGAAAUUCCGCCACCAGUGAAUACGACUCUCAGCCCGAUACUGAUGAUUGGGAAGAGUGAUCACUGCUGUUGUGGCGACUAAUUAAGUAGCAUACAGUUGAGCGAUUGUUGUAACAAAUGCAAAAUCAUGACAAAUGGCUUAAACUUUCAGUAUUCGCGUGUAACUCAGGGGAAUUUUUAAUCGACAAGUUCGACGAUGAAAUAGGAGGCUAGAAUCGUAAUAUAUAAAUCUGGGAAAAUUAUUUUUGUUAUUUAAUAGAGAGGUGUGUUUAUGAAAACUCUAUUUUCGCUUUAAAUUUUAUUUUACACAAUUGCCAAUUAUAUCUUUUCCUAAUAUUAUAAUAAUUCACGUUAGUACGAAAAAAACAAUGUGAUGAAUGGAUUCACAAUUGAAUUACGUAAUUUCUAUAGGGAUAAUAAAAAAUUUGCUAUGAAAACAAAUAACAGAAUAAGUUUUUAUUUUGUGCGUCCAUACAUUUUUCUGGCAAAUCAGAUUAAAAUCUGUUGGAUUAUUUAUCUACAUAUUUAUUAUCUAUAUAUUUAUUAUACAUCAGUUUUGUUUGUUAUAUGUAUAUAGGAUCUUCCCUCAGAAGUCUUGUAUAAAAUAUUAUAUUUCCAUUAUAAUCUUGAUUUUACAUUUCCUAAUAUGCAAUAUGAUGUUUAAUAAUACGAAUGUAACUAAUGUAUAUAUAUAUAUAUAUAUAUACUGUUACGUUAAUGUUAAUAAAGUUUUAUAUUCAAGCUGUAUAAUAUACAAUAUAUUUAUAACAUCAAUAUAGAAGUUUGUACCAUAUACCAUGAUUAUUAAAAACAGUCUUUCAACAUGCAUCUUAGGAAUUAUUAUCACAAUUCGUGAUGCGAUAUGUAUAUAUAUAUAUUUUUUAAUUUGAUAAAA
Molecule: messenger RNA, 3069 nt
Organism: Linepithema humile (Argentine ant)
Lineage: Eukaryota; Metazoa; Arthropoda; Insecta; Hymenoptera; Formicidae
Source: RefSeq, a predicted model, not a curated record